UGACGGAGUAGGUGAGUAUGAUGAAGCCUUUUGCGUGGCAAAAAAAUAUCGCUGGUUCAUUUAUAUAAGAAAUAUUUCAUCGAAUUUGUUAAAAAGUAUUAAAAAUUAUUGAAAAAUAUUAUAGUUGAUAUAUACAUAUAUAUAUAUAUUAUAUAUAUAUAUAUAUAUAUAUAUAUAUAUAUAUAUAUAUAUUAAGGCAAAUUUUAUAUUGUGUUGGCCGGUUAUGUUGUUGAUGGUAUUUUAUACAACAACAAUUUGUUUUAAUUCAGUUGCAAUGAUUUAACAUGCACUAAUAGUUCAGUCCGUAAACAAGUUAAUUUAGUAUUUCAGGCUAAAAUUGAAAAAAUAUAAUAAGAGAUAAAUUAAAAAUUUGUUUUUGAAUAUUUCAAUCUAAAGGACAAUAGGAUAUAUCGAGUUUGAAAUAUUUUGUUUGAGAAGUUAAAGGAAGAAGGUCUGUUACGCUUUUCCUAGAAAGAAAAAGGUAUUUUUUCCUGAAAAGUCGGAAAAAUGAGCCUCAAAAGCUUACCGCCGGGAUACUCAGUCGAGAAUCCCAAUCCCAUUCCAUACCCUCAUCCGUCAGUACCACAGCCGUUCAAUCUGUAUUACAUACAACUAUCCCCACAACAGACAGCCCGCCAACAAUCAUCUCCGGCUUCACCUCCAUCGUCAUCAGAGCAGCAGCAGCAGCAGCGACAGGAGCUGCCUCAGAGUGACCCACCUCCCUACGUCCCAUACGAAACUGACCCGCCUCCGAUUUACUACGCACCACAUUCGCAGGAAAGAUUAACCCACGACACAGAUGGUAGUAGUGGUAAUGGUGGUAGUGGUGGCCAAGAAACGAACGUUCGAUCGCGAACGGUUUCGACGAAUAAUCACGUGACUGGGGCUAUCAUUCUAUCGGCUCUUGUUUUCUUGUUUUUUGGAUGCAUCUUCGGAUUAUGUGCUCUCAUUUACGCCAUACUUGGCAAGCAGUCAGCGUCGCGAGGCGAUUACAGAACGGCCUGGAGACAUAUCAUCUACUCCUACAUCCUCUCAUUCUUUGGUUUCAUAGUCGGCCUCUCAACCGUCAUCAUCUUCAUCAUCUACGCCAACAACAUUCAUUCGAAGGAUACGAUCGUUCCUCGUUGUUGCGGCUGAAGACUAUGAUGAUGACGACGACGAUGAUGAUGAGGAUGAUGAGAUAAUGAUGACGGUUGUAGUGAGAUAUUAAUGGUGAUAGUAGCGAGAUAAUGAUGAUGAUUGUGAUAAAAUAACAAUGAUGAUGAUCCUGAUGAUGACCGUAAUGCUAUUUGUGAUUUAAAAUUAUGAUGACGAAAACGGUUAGAUGACUAAUACUAAUGAUACAACACACACAAACACACAUACACACAACAUACACACAUACAUUACACAAAGACACACACACACUUACAAACACACACAAAUACAUACAUACAUACACACAUAUAUAUACACACAAAAUCAAUUCUACACCUACUACCAAAUACAACAUGCUUAAGUUUACAGUUAAUAACUGAGCCGUUCGUUUAAAAAACACGUUCAUGCACCAGUAUUUCAAAUAGAUUUCAAUUUUAAAUGUUAUUUUUUGUUUUUUUUUUUUAUAAAUAAUCGUUUUAUUAUUGCCAAUAUUUCUGCUAUAAAUAUUUUUUUAUUUUUAUUUUUCCAACCCAUCAGCUGACUGUUGGAUGAAUUCCAUCGUCAACAGACGAGAAAAGAUACAAAACCAAAAAAAAUAAUAAUAUACUAUUUCUUA
Messenger RNA from Helobdella robusta, 1753 nucleotides. RefSeq lists its product as hypothetical. The record is from RefSeq and is a predicted model, not a curated record. The transcript is spliced from 3 exons. Gene Ontology annotation, cellular component: membrane. Bases 508 to 1137 code for a protein of 209 amino acids. NCBI's taxonomy places the organism in Eukaryota, Metazoa, Annelida, Clitellata, Rhynchobdellida, Glossiphoniidae.